Molecule: messenger RNA, 10243 nt
Organism: Mizuhopecten yessoensis (Yesso scallop)
Lineage: Eukaryota; Metazoa; Mollusca; Bivalvia; Pectinida; Pectinidae
Product: fibrillin-2-like
Exons: 78
Coding region: 502-10224 (3240 amino acids)
Biological process (GO): peptide metabolic process
Cellular component (GO): membrane
Molecular function (GO): copper ion binding; oxidoreductase activity, acting on paired donors, with incorporation or reduction of molecular oxygen, reduced ascorbate as one donor, and incorporation of one atom of oxygen; calcium ion binding
Source: RefSeq, a predicted model, not a curated record
UAAAUGUAGUAGGCUGGCGGUGUACCGGCGGAUCAGGACGUAUUGGUGUGUAUUUUAGACUUAAAUACUCGCUCUUUCAUUUGGAGGUUUUCUACAUACAUAAUCGACACUUGUAGUAACUCUCCGGUAUACAUAUAGUAGGUUAGAUCAUUACCCACGGGAUUUUAUACAAACACUUUGGACUUAACAUGAUCUGAGUGGUAUAUACACGGACCCCUAUGUCACCUAGUACACACACACUACGGGGUAUACUGACCGCGAGUGGGGGAAAACUAACGUCGGUCGGCACUCUAGGGCAUUAGGCAAGCAACUGCACCUCCCCUGUGUAAUCUCCGUGCCAAGGAACACUGCAGAUUUUGUUUGGUAGAAACGGUUGAUUGCUGCAACAUUUGGAGUCCCAUUGCCUGAAGCAGGUGCUCGGUUUUUAAUGAGUAAUGAGUUCUGAUUGUGUUAAAUAGUGUUCGUUUAGCAUCUUUCUGAGUUGUUUUCUGAAUUGUGAACAUGUUGGAUGUUAGGACAGAUAUGAUGUUGGUGGUGACCGCUCUGUUGGUGGUCUUUGUGAUGGACACAAGCGCUCAGGAUCGGGCGCGACAAAGAUACUCUUGGCAGCAGGAUAGGAGCAGACGACAGCAACUCAAGGGACCUAAUGUAUGCGGCUCCACCCGGCAAUACUGCUGCAGAGGCUGGACCAGACCCACCAACAACAUCAGAUGUGUCAUACCGAUCUGUGUUCGGAACUGUGAUGGAGGGAUAUGCAUGCGUCCUAACCAGUGUCUAUGUCCGACCGGCAACAUCUCACCCGCCUGCCGAACAACACCUGUAUGUACCCAAAGCUGUAUGAAUGGAGGUCGUUGUGUUGGAAAUGACCGUUGUUCUUGUUCCUAUGGAUUUUCUGGUCGGAGGUGUGAACAUGAUUACAGAACUGGACCCUGUUUUACUCAAAUCUCGGACAACAUGUGCCGUGGUCAGCUGACCGGAGUUGUGUGUACUAAGGCCCUGUGCUGUGCCACUAUAGGCAAGGCCUGGGGAAAGCCCUGUGAGCAGUGUCCCUUACAUUCUCAGCCUUGUCGUAGGGGCUACAUUCCUAAUUUACAAGCUCAAAACUGUCAGGAUGUUAAUGAGUGUGCUGCCAUACCUGGGCUGUGUGUGGGAGGCAGCUGUGUGAACACCCCUGGCUCCUACCGGUGUGAAUGUAAGGCAGGACAGAGCCAGAAUCCCAUCACUCAGGUCUGUGAGGAUAUAAAUGAGUGUGAAACCAUUCCAAACACAUGUGAAAAUGGAAAAUGUACCAAUACAGAAGGCAGCUAUUUCUGUGUAUGUGAUCCGGGCUAUGAAACCAAUGCUGACCGCACACAGUGUGCAGUUUUUAAGAGGAAGACAUGUUUUAGCCGCAUCUCCGCGGGAACCUGUGCUGAUCCCAUGGGAAUCCUGUUGUCCUUGCGCGACUGCUGCUGUGAGAUGGGGAAAGGCUGGGGCAAUUCCUCCAUUUGUCAACUCUGUCCCGAAAAAAACUCAGAUGCCCACAGAGAACUAUGUGUAGUGUCUGAUUUGAAGAGGAAUGAGUGUAGCCUGUUUCCCACAUUGUGUACCAACGCUCGGUGUGUCAACACGUUACAGGCCUACCGUUGUGACUGUAAUGCUGGAUUCAAACCUACAAGUGAUCCGGAUGUUUGUAUCGAUAUUAAUGAGUGUCGAGAGGAUCCUCGGCUUUGCUUGAAUGGACUUUGUGUGAAUACAGAAGGAAGCUUUAGGUGUGAAUGUAAUGCAGGCUAUACUUUGUCUACGGAUGGCCGCUAUUGUACAGACAUGAACGAGUGUGAUACAAGUGGAAUGUGUCCCAAUGGACGUUGUGUCAACAUGAACGGUGGCUAUAAGUGUGAAUGCAACACCGGCUAUCGACAGUCUACCAACCAGCAGAUUUGUUUUGAUUUGAAUGAAUGCACAGAGAAUGGGAAGCUGUGCACCAAUGGCAUGUGUGAGAACAUGGAAGGGUCAUUCAGAUGUGUGUGUAACCCUGGCUUUCAGCUGUCACCAGACGGAGCCUUCUGUCUAGAUUACAACGAGUGUGCCACAACUAGAAUGUGUACCCAUGGUCGCUGUAUCAACAUGAACGGUGGCUACAAGUGUAUAUGUAACAUCGGCUUCAUGUCUACCCCCGACAACCGAGCGUGUAUUGAUAUAAAUGAGUGUAAGGCCAGACAGUCGCCAUGCGUCAAUGGGAUCUGCAUCAACAACCAGGGCAGCUUCAGGUGCGAGUGUCCUCCAAACUUCCGCAUGGGACCAGAGGGCAGGACGUGCAUUGACACCAGACGGGCCCAGUGUUAUAGAGAGUACAGGAGCGGCCGCUGCUCCAGUGCUCUGCAAACCCUAAUGUCCAAGGCUAUGUGUUGUUGUAUGGACACUGGUGGGGUCAACAUUCUAAAGGGUUGGGGACAGAGGUGUGAGCCCUGCCCCACCCCGGGGGAUAGGGGCUACAGUGACUUGUGUCGGGACAUUGGAAGGACUCCUGAUGGUGACAUCAACGAGUGCCGGUUGAAUCCUUUUAUUUGUGUGAAUGGAGCCUGUGAGAACAGGGAUGGCAGCUAUAGGUGUUUAUGUAACCCUGGAUUUGAGUCUGACCCAACUGGGAAGUUAUGCAAUGAUAUCAAUGAGUGUGUGAAGUACCCCAACUAUUGUGAUGGAGGCCAGUGUCGUAACACACUAGGAAGUUACCAGUGCACCUGUCAAGCUGGUUACCAGUUCAACCAGAGAACCUCUAGUUGUGAAGACCAGAACGAGUGUGAAAGCAACCCCUGUACUGAUGGAGACUGUAUCAACUCCCCAGGCAGUUUCCGCUGUGACUGCCGUGAGUCGGGCGCCUCCCUCGACUCCACGGGCAGGAUCUGUGUUGACAACAGGAAGGGAGCGUGCUGGCUGGAGAUUCGGGACAGGAUGUGUGAGAACAAUCUGAAGACGCUGGUAACAAAGGCCGAGUGUUGUGGAAGUAUCGGCAAGGCUUGGGGCAGCCCUUGUGAAAUAUGUCCACCCCAAUCGCAAUUAAAAUGCCCCCCUGGGUAUGCACCAAAGAGUGGAGUUUGUAUUGACAUCAAUGAGUGUGAGCUGUACUCAAACCUUUGUCAGGGUGGAGGUGAAUGUGUGAACUCAGUAGGAUCCUUCACUUGUAACUGUCCACCUGGUCUUAGUCUGGAUUCCUCAGGCCGCAACUGUGUUGACCUGAGAGAGUCUACCUGUUACCUUGGGUUCUCCAGAGGUAGCUGUACCAACCCUCUGUCAGGCACGUAUCUCAAAGCGGAUUGCUGCUGCUCCUUGGGUAAAGGCUGGGGAACUGCUUGCACUGCAUGUCCAGCUCAUGACUCGGCGGAGUACCAGUCUCUCUGCACCAUUGAUGGAGGCAGGCGGAAAGACAUCAAUGAGUGUCUGCUGUACCCAGGAAUCUGCAGUAAUGGCGUGUGUCAGAACACAUUCGGUAGUUUUGUAUGUUCCUGUAACCAAGGAUUUGCCCUUGACAACUCAGGCUUCAACUGUACAGACAUUGAUGAAUGCCGUAUAUCAUUUGGAGUGUGUGGUAAUGGAACUUGUCAGAACACACCUGGAAUGUUCCGAUGUUUGUGUAAUGAGGGCUUCAAGGGUGUCAUGAUGGAUCAGAUGUGUGUUGAUAUUGAUGAGUGUGACGAGCAGCCUGGCCUUUGUAGAGGGGGCUCCUGUGUCAACACCAUUGGUGGUCACUUUUGUGAGUGUCCUGAAGGUCAUGUCCUGUCACGUGAUGGUCAGUCCUGUACAGAUGUGGAUGAGUGUUCAGAGAGCCAGAGUAUCUGUAACAAUGGAAUAUGUGAGAACUUCAUGGGCGGCUAUCACUGUCGCUGUUUUGAUGGUUACGUAACCACCAGAGACCACACAACUUGUAUAGAUGAUAAUGAGUGUGCAGACAGAAAUGGCGGGUGUCAAUCUUUGUGUGUGAACACCCCCGGGUCAUUCGUGUGUGGCUGUGACCCUGGCUUCGUGCUUCUCCCUGACCAGAAGUCUUGUGGCGAUGUAAAUGAAUGUAAAGAGGAGGGCGACAUUUGUAAUGGUGGAAAAUGUACAAACCUUCCUGGGAGUUACAGGUGUACCUGUAUAGGGGGACUUACUCCCUCUGUAGAUGGAAAGAUGUGUCUAGAUGUGGAUGAAUGCAUUGCUAACAGAAACCUGUGUCUGAAUGGACAGUGUCAAAAUAACCAUGGGUCAUAUGUGUGCAUCUGUGAAACUGGAUUCUCGGUCAAGAUGGAGACGAGGAACCCUGGAUGUACAGAUGACAAUGAGUGCGAGUCAGGCUCAGCCGGAUGUGACUCCCAUGCUGUGUGUAUCAACACCAUUGGCUCUUACAAGUGUGACUGCAAACCUGGUUACACUGGUGAUGGCUUUACUUGUAGAGACAGUAACGAGUGUACACGUAACAAUGGAGGCUGCGACCUUGAUGCCACCUGUAUCAACGUCCCCGGUAGCUUCAAGUGUGUCUGUGAUGAUGGCUUUUCUGGCGACGGCUUCCAGUGCAGAGAUGUGGACGAGUGUACGCUGGACUCGACGCUCUGUGAGAAUGGACAGUGCCUCAACUUCCCUGGCGGAUUCCGAUGUGACUGUGACAUGGGAUUUUCACCCACGCUAGAUGAGAAGGCUUGUGUAGACAUUAACGAGUGCAAUACGUUCCACAACCUGUGUGUCAACGGCGAGUGUGAGAACUUGAUUGGCUUGUUCCGAUGUAACUGUAACCAAGGUUUCAGACUGGACGAAUCAGGUGGAAACUGUACAGAUAUAAACGAGUGCUCGAAUCCAGACAAUUGUCUGUACGGAACAUGUGUGAACACCCAGGGAGGCUAUAUCUGUAAUUGUCCCACGGGCUACGAGACCAACCCCACAGGAACAGGCUGUAUAGACAAGCGUCUGGGUACCUGCUACAUGACAGUUCCUGAGAACCGACAGUAUGGCGUGUGUAGAGAUGUGAUCACUCUGGACACAUACCGUGCUACCUGCUGUUGUAGUAUCGGACAGGGCUGGGGGGAGGAGCCUGGAUUUUGUGAGCGUUGCCCCGUCAAUGGCACAAGUGAAUAUAGGACAUUGUGCCCAGGUGGACCAGGCUUUAAGCCCUCUAUUGACCUGAUCCUCGAAGAUAUUGAUGAGUGUGAGGAGCUGCAGAAUAUCUGUAAGGGUGGCGAGUGUCAGAACACAUUUGGCAGCUUCAUCUGUGUGUGUCCCACUGGCUACAGACUCCACAACCACCAGUGUAUUGAUAUUAAUGAGUGUGUUGAGGACAGCACCCUUUGUGGAGAGGGAACCUGUAUGAACACUCAGGGCAGCUACAGAUGUGUGUGUCCCAAUGGCUACAUACCCAUGGAGGGCGAUAUUGACUGUAUGGACAUGAGAAAGGGUGACUGUUUCCCCACCUACUAUACUACCACACAGCCUCCCUUCACUCUGGUUUGUGAGAGUCCCAUCGCCUACAACAUCACGCGGGUCGACUGCUGUUGUACCACCAUCGGCCAGGCCUGGGGGCAACCCUGCGAGGCCUGUCCCCCCAAACGAUCAGCUGCUUAUGCCGACCUUUGUGAGCCCGAGAGGAUAGGAGAGGGUAUCAAUGAAUGCGAGAAAUUCCAAAGGAUCUGUGAAAAUGGUCGUUGUAUUGAUACCUUACAAAGCUUCAGGUGUGAAUGUUUUGAUGGCUACGAGUACAACCCAACAUCCUAUAAGUGUGAAGACAUUGACGAAUGCCAUUUGACGGGAGAGUCGCCCUGUAAAGGUUAUGCCCAGUGUAUCAACACCCCGGGUAGCUUUACCUGUCAGUGUCCACCAGGGUACAAGCUAUCUCCUGGGGGACGGCGCUGUCUCGAUGUGAAUGAGUGUGAGGAGCUGGCAGGUGUAUGUAUCAAUGGAGAAUGUGAUAACCUAGACGGCAGCUUUAGAUGUACCUGUUUCCCAGGCUUCCGACUCAACACUAACCGAGAUGCCUGCAUCGAUAGAAAUGAAUGUACAGCUAGACCUGGGCGCUGUAGGAAUGGAACGUGUGAGAAUCUUAUUGGAGGAUUCCGCUGCCAUUGCUCUCCUGGGUUCAUCGUGUCCGGCAACCAAGACUGCCAAGAUAUGCACCUGUAUUACUUUACAUUGUCUCAAUAUUGGUUGUUCUCUGGUGACCAGAUUGUAAGCAUUGUGACACNAUGUCAAAAUGGCCGCUGCAUCAACACGUUAGGCAGCUUUACCUGUGCAUGUCCCCAGGGUUUCCAGAUAACUAGAGACGGCAUGGACUGUCGAGAUAUUGAUGAAUGUGUGGAGCGAGACAAUGUAUGUCUGGCUGGAAGCUGUCUUAACAGUGAGGGCUCCUACAAGUGUAUCUGUCAUGAGGGCUACACAUUACAACAGUUGGACAACAACCAGUUUUGUAUUGAUGUGAACGAGUGUGAAACUGUUCCGGGUGUGUGUGCUAAUGGUCGGUGUGAGAACAUUGACGGAGGAUACCGCUGUCAGUGUCCACCUAACACCAUUCUCACGGAUGAUGGCAUGAUGUGUCUGGAUGUAAGGGAAGGAAAUUGCUUUGGGCGGUUUGCUAGUGGUCUUUGCCUUGAUGCCUUCACCAGGAAUAUGACCAAGGCAGCGUGCUGUUGUACAGUGGGACAGGCCUGGGGAAACACCAACCUGUGUGAGGUGUGUCCUCAGCGAGGUGAAGCCAGCUUUGAUGCAUUAUGUCCAGACACUGGAGUAAUCACAAGCCCCGACGGUGGAACUAUGGAUGUCAAUGAAUGCAUGAUGAUUCCUGGCCUCUGUGAGAACGGUCAGUGUGUCAAUACUGACGGGUCAUUCCGGUGCGAGUGUGGUCAAGGCUUCGUCUUGGACAAUACAGGUCGGAGAUGUGUGGAUGACAAUGAGUGUUUGGCUGGCAACAUCUGUGGAAACGGGACAUGCACCAAUGUCGAGGGAGGAUUCCAGUGUAACUGUGCCGACGGUUUUAUGCCAGGCAUGGACAAUACUUGUGAAGAUGUCAAUGAAUGCUUGACUGACCAGAACAACUGUGCCUUCCGCUGUGUAAACAUUCCCGGCUCCUUCCAGUGUAUCUGUCCUAAAGGGUACAACCUGGCACCAGACGGUAUUCACUGUCAAGAUGUGGACGAAUGUCUGGCGGGAGACCACCAGUGUCGGUAUGCCUGUAAGAAUCUUGUUGGCACGUUCAUGUGUGUCUGUCCAGAAGGCUACAGGGAGUUUGGACGCAACGACUGCAGAGACAUUGACGAGUGUGCCACAAUCCCUGACGCGUGUAGAAAUGGUCGCUGUAUCAACACCAUUGGCGGCUACAGGUGUCGCUGUCAACCUGGCUUCUCCACCAGUCUCGAUGGCAAGGAAUGUCGAGAUACUAGGGAAGACUACUGCUUCUUUGAUCUGACUGGGGGUCGCUGUAGAAUUGGACCGUCCAUCAGGAGAACCACACAGGUAGAAUGCUGCUGUACCGGGGCUGCUGCCUGGGGACGAGGCUGUGAACAGUGUCCCCGUGUCAACUCUAGACAGUUCAGGAAGAUGUGUCCAGAUGGACUAGGGACCAGACCUGGAGGAGAAGAUAUCAAUGAAUGCCUGAUAUUCCCUGGGAGGUGUAAGAAUGGUCAGUGCAUCAACAAGCCGGGAUCCUACGGUUGUAUCUGUGACCGUGGAUACAAGACCGAUCCAAUGGGCACCAGCUGUAUAGAUGUAAAUGAGUGUGAAGACCAGCGCUCACCGUGCGAGUUCACCUGUCUGAACCUGGUGGGCAGCUACAAGUGUACCUGUCCUCCUGGGUAUGUUCUCAACAUGGACGGCAAGACCUGCCGAGAUCUGGACGAGUGUGCCACAAUGCAGCAUAACUGUCAGCACAAAUGUAUCAACACCGUGGGCAGCUUUGAGUGUGGCUGUGCAACCGGAUUCCGUCGCGGCGUCGGUAACAGAUGUGUGGAUAUUAACGAGUGUGAGGAGCAGCCUCAGUUGUGUGGUCCUAAAGGAACCUGUAACAACACACCUGGCAGCUUCAGGUGUGUCUGUAUGAGAGGAUACAUUGUGGACCAAUCCGGCACAAAUUGUGUGGACAUCGAUGAAUGUGCUAAUGGGAAGUGUACGGAUGGCUGUGAGAACACCCCUGGUGCCUACCGCUGUCAGUGUCCACCAGGCUACACCCUGCACCCCUCUAUUGACCAGUGUAUAGAUGACAAUGAGUGUAACCUGCAGGGAGUGUGUGGACAGGCAGAGUGUAGCAACCAAGAGGGUAGCUACAACUGUUUCUGUCCGCCUGGACUCGAGUUUGACCCCAAUAUCAUGGCUUGUGUUGAUCUAAAUGUGUGCACCAGUCACCCCUGUCUGUUUGGUUGUUCACCCAGCGGAGCCUCUUUUGUGUGUGGAUGUCCGACAGGCUACCAGAGUAUUGGACAAGGCCAUUGUGUUUCCACCAUCACACCACCAGAGGGUGAUCUAAAUGAUAUAUACCCCAACGGCGAUAUCCCCCACGUUACCGCGCCUAAAGAUGGGUCAGUGCCCCAUGGGGAGGGGUGCUAUGAGUGUGAUAUUGAGGACAUGGACCUGCCCCUCAGCAAGCGCAGCAAGAGGGCUGCCAAACAUCAGAAUCACAAAGUGUCCAAUAGUGGUAAAAACAGAAGCCAGCAGCAUCAGAUGUCAAACAGUGCAUCAAGGUUCAACCAGAGUGUCCUUGACCCAGACAAGCCAAUAGUGCUAUACCUUAACAGGUCCAGCAUCCGACGGAAAACUAAAGUGAUGAAAGUGCUCCCCGCUCUGACUGCACUCAAGAACAAUAUCAGAUACUCAAUUGCACAGGGCAAUGAGCGAAAAAUGUUCAGCAUGCACCAACGUAAGGGCAUUAGUUCCUUACGGUUCAGGAGAAAACUUCACAAACCUAAGGUGUAUCAUCUCCGCAUUGCAGGUCGACCAAUUCACAAGAAGACAGAAAUUGCUGGUAAAAAUGUAAACCUUAAGAAAAUAGCAAUUCGACUAGAUAUCCAUCUUGUGAAUUAUCCCACCAUAAUGAAAGCCAUUUUGGCUGUUCUCGCUGCUGUGGUAUGUUGUACCUACGGCUCGCCUUUUAAACGGGAGCUGAAGACCGAAAAUGUAGACUUCCUCAUGCCCACCGUUCAACCCAAGGUGAAAGACACAUACCUCUGUUAUGGAAUGAAAAUGAAUGCAACUCCCACAUAUAUAGUCGGGUUUCACCCUCAUGCCAACAAAGACAUUGCCCAUCACAUGCUCUUGUACGGUUGUAAGGAGCCAGGCGUCAGGGGCGAUGACGCCAUCUGGAACUGUGGCGAGAUGGCCCACACCACCUCGACCUACUCAACAGCUGGGGUCUGUGGUUCAGGGCAACAGAUCGUCUACGCAUGGGCAAUGGACGCCCCGGCUCUCCAACUCCCUGAAGGCGUUGGCUUUAAGAUUGGAGGGGACACGGACAUCAACUACCUCGUCCUGCAGGUUCAUUACAAAGAUGUCUCGCCAUUUUUAGCUGGUGAAACUGACAGUUCUGGAAUUACCAUGGUAACGACAGAAAAACAAAUGCCGAAGAGAGCCGGCGUAUACCUGCUCGCGACUGGUGGAAGGAUCCCUGCUCAUUCCGUCGAAUACCUGGAGAGUGCUUGUCGACUAACGACUGACCUGACGUUACAUCCGUUCGCCUUUAGGACUCACACCCACAAACUAGGAAGGGUUGUGUCCGGAUACAGAAUCCGGGACGCUAAGUGGAAGGAAAUUGGCCGGAAAAGUCCUCAGGAACCCCAGAUGUUCUACAACGUCACCAGCCCAGGAAUGGAAAUAAAGAACAAUGAUGUUCUGGCUGCUCGUUGUACGAUGGAGAAUAGUCUAGACAGAGAUGUAUCUAUUGGUUCUACCCAAAAUGACGAGAUGUGCAAUUUCUAUAUGAUGUACUACGUUGAUGGCGACAAAAUCGCCGAACAGAACUCGUGUUUCUCCGCAGGCGCCCCCUACUACUCCUGGAAACAAUCCCAAUACGCUCGAAAGAUGAAUCUCAAAGACGAACCAUCGGCGGUCAGCCUGGUGCCAGGGGAGACAACUCCCAAGAAAAAGGGUCACGUAAGCAACAUCCAUCGUGCUGAGAGCCUCGUUGAAAAAGUACAAGGACCACGAAGCAACAGAAUCAGCGGUAAUGAUUUCGCGCGCUUACUGCAAGCUCUCAACACCGCUUACGAUUCUGAUUACAAGAUGUACGACAAUGUUCUUUAAAAUGACCGUUGUUACAUUC